CUGGCGUGACCCAGUACAGGAAUUGCUGAGCCAGGGAAAGAUGCUCGGGAGCCAGUGGAAACGUGGCCUUUGUUUUCAUGAUCCGCAGCAGGAUAACGUGGAUAAGGCGGAAACUGGGAGCAUGGAGCAGCCCAGGGUGCUUCUGGUGGGCACAGGAGCCACAUCCCGGCCGUGGGGCUGGUUUCCUCCCAACAAACACCCUCCCCAUCCCUCUUCCACUUUCUUUGGUGCUGUGGGUUCAGGCGCUCACCAAAUGGGGAAGGAAAAGGGGCCUGAUGUUAUCCUGAGGAAGCGUGAGGGAGCCUUGGCCUUGCUGAUAACCUGGCAAUGGGAUUCCCUCUGCAAACCUUCUCCUUCUCCAUGGAAAUAACCACCCUGGAUGGGGGAAGCACCCUUCACCUGCAUGGAGGGGAGGUCUGGUCGCUGGGUCCAGCAGCUCUGAGCCAUCCUCUCCCACUUGGUCUGAGCGCAGUGGGCAGAGCCCUUGCCUGUCUCUUUCUCCCGUUGCCCCAUGGAUUUGGGGUGGGUUUUAAAGCAGGUUUUCCUCGAUUGUUUCAACAGGAAGUUCCUUUGGGAACGGCUGCAUCAGCGCUGCAUAGGAGGGACAAGUUGGAUCUGUUUGGGGCACACAGGGGAGAGGAAGAGUUUUACCUCGUCCAGAACAGCAAUAUCUACUGCAGGAAAUGCGCUGCGGGCACCUACGUUGCAGAACACUGUAAAGAGCAGAAUGGCUUCAGCAAGUGUUUGCCCUGUAGAGACAAUGAAUACAUCGAGUACCCCAAUGACCUCCCCGUCUGCUUUGUCUGCCGGACGUGUCGGGAAGAUGAGGUGGAGCUGAGUCCCUGCCGAGCCACCCAGAACACGCGAUGCGCCUGCAGGAACGGCACCUUCUGCUCCCCGGAGCACCCCUGCGAGAUGUGCCAGAAGUGCCAGCCCCGGUGUCCCAAGGGCGAGGUGGAGCUGGCUCCCUGCACAUCAUCCAGCGACCGCCGCUGCGGGCCUCCCACCACCACCAUCCCCAGCCUCUCCACCAGCUCGAUCGUGAUCAUCUCAGUGAUGGUAACCGGGCUCUUCGUGGGGCUCCUCUGUCUCUGGAAGUACUGCUGCUGCCAUUCCACAGGGGACAGGAGAGACCUGAGCGGGAAGCCCUGCAACGUGAUGGACCACGCAGCUCAGCUGGUUUGUGUUUCUCUCUGGCUGCAGGACUACCUGCUGCAGCGGGUGAUCAGGUUCCGGAGCAGGAACCUGGGCAAUCAGGACAACAGGCUCAAUGAGAUUUUCCCUCAGGAUCCACUGCUCCCCAGUACCCCAGGACCGGUGACUCCCAGUGCUCCGGGAGCAGAGGUGCUGGUGCCGGGGAGCUCGCAGCCCACUGGGAAACCCAGGAAGAAACUGGUUCCAGUAGAAGGAGCAGAGCCUUAUACCCGUUUGCAAAGCAGCUUCUACACCUUUGCCCAGAAGGUGCCCCACGACCACUGGAAGAGGUUCGGGCGAGCCCUGAAUCUGCUGGAGAACGACAUUGCCCUGGCAGAGAAGGAGAGCGGGCUGGAGAUGCUGAUCGAGAUGCUCAAGAAGUGGCAGGAGAAAGGAACGAUCGACACGUCGGUGAACACGCUGCUGGACACCCUGCACCACAUCAGCCUCGGCGGCGUUGCCGAGGACAUCGCCUUCAAGCUGGUCAAGGAGGGAUCCUUCCAGUAUGAAGUGAGCUGAGGAGCAGGGCAAGCCCUGCAUCUCCCUGCUUCGAGCUGAGGCCACACGUACCUCUAAGAACACUGGAGUUUUAUCUUCCUAUAGCUCUGCUGUGGCUCUUCGGUAGCCAUCGCACAGCCGGAGCCAGGAAUGGUCCUCUCAUGAAACGCAAACCUCGUGGUCCUCUCUGCUGAAGCCAUGGGCUCCAUGGUGCUUCCUUAUGGAAUCCAAGACGGUGCUUGGGGUUCAGUGGGUCAAUGCAAAGAGCCCUAAACUCUACUGCAAGCUGCCUCUGGCAUGGUCUCACUUGGGAACUCUGGUACUAUAUGGAUGCCUUCAGGACCAGUGCAGAGAGGGCAGGAUGCAGGCAUCCCCGUGGCUUUUAACUGGAUCAUCCUUUUGGAGGGGGUUCCUGGCAUCAUGCAAUGGCUUCUGCUCGUAGGACGUUUCUAAGCUGGCCAGCAAGCUCAAUACUGUACGUUCAGUGGGCAAGCAUUAACUGGGUUCUGGGGUUACCUUCUCAAAGCUGUUCACCGAACGCAUUGUAGGUGGCAGUGCUUCUGCUUGCUGCGAGGAAUCAGCUUGAAACUGGACUCUGAGGAGAGAAUGGGAAUGGUUUACAAUGGUGAUCCCUGGGGUUGCAGGCUCUGCUGUCCCUGUCUCCUCCAGCUUGGAAAGAUGAAUGCACUGAGGUCCGAGCAUGACUGUGGGUACCGGCCAUCCAUCCUCCAGCAGGAUGGGCUGCUGCUCACUGUGCCUCUUGCUCUGGCUCUCACCCAUCGCUCAGGGACAACUUGGCUGGAAAACACAACUACUGCGUUACUGGAGCUGGUGUGUGCUGCAUCCCAGUACAACCCAGCCCAUCAGGACCUGUCCUCCCCUGUGUGCUGGGAGAGCAUGAGGGGCAUCACCAACCCCUCUCUGGUGUCCCUCCCACUGCUGCCCAUUCUCCCCAACACUUAAAACCCCAAAAACGAUCAAGCACAAGCAGCAAGGUUGUAUUUAUGUAUUUAUUAAGUAAUGUAAACCUGUACAGAUCUUAACUUAAAAGCGAAUAUAAAAAUAGUGUUGUUUCUUUAUGCAUGGGUGUGUUUUUAUACAGAGCUCUGGCCCAGCCAGUUUCUUAUGUCCAGUUUUUACAUGUCUCUUUAUCAAGGAAGAAUAAACGUUUAAAAAAGC
Messenger RNA from Neopsephotus bourkii (Bourke's parrot), 2871 nucleotides. RefSeq names its product tumor necrosis factor receptor superfamily member 10B-like. Gene Ontology annotation, cellular component: plasma membrane; cell surface. Gene Ontology annotation, molecular function: protein binding. The transcript is spliced from 9 exons. The record is from RefSeq and is a predicted model, not a curated record. Bases 328 to 1713 code for a protein of 461 amino acids. NCBI's taxonomy places the organism in Eukaryota, Metazoa, Chordata, Aves, Psittaciformes, Psittacidae. Gene Ontology annotation, biological process: TRAIL-activated apoptotic signaling pathway; positive regulation of apoptotic process.